This is a messenger RNA of Jaculus jaculus (lesser Egyptian jerboa), 1959 nucleotides long. It is a transcript of the gene Abcg5, whose product is annotated as ATP binding cassette subfamily G member 5. Gene Ontology annotation, cellular component: plasma membrane. Lineage: Eukaryota; Metazoa; Chordata; Mammalia; Rodentia; Dipodidae. The record is from RefSeq and is a predicted model, not a curated record. Gene Ontology annotation, biological process: cholesterol homeostasis. The transcript is spliced from 13 exons. Gene Ontology annotation, molecular function: ATP hydrolysis activity; ATP binding; ABC-type transporter activity. Bases 1 to 1959 code for a protein of 652 amino acids.
AUGAGCGAGCUUCCCUUUCUGACCCCAGACGGGGCUGGAAGUUUACAACCGAACAGAAGUUCCCACAGUUCCUUCGAGGAGGCUUCUGCUGCUGCCUUGGAGCCCCGGCACAGCCUGGGGGUCCUCCACGUCUCCUAUAGCGUCAGCAAUCGUGUCGGGCCCUGGUGGGACAUCAAGUCUUGGCGGCAGCGAUGGAACAGGCAGAUCCUCAAAGAUGUCUCCUUGUACAUGGAGAGCGGGCAGGUGAUGUGCAUCUUAGGGAGUUCAGGCUCCGGGAAAACCACGCUGCUGGAUGCCAUAUCCGGGAGGCUGAGACGCACGGGGACUCUGGUCGGGGAGGUGUGCGUGAACGGAUGCGCGCUGCGCGGGGAACAUUUCCGGGACUGCAUCUCCUACGUCCUGCAGAGCGACGUCUUUCUGAGCAGCCUCACGGUGCGGGAGACACUGCGCUACACGGCGAUGCUGGCCAUCAGGCACGGCUCUGCUGACUUCUUCAACAAGAAGGUGGAUGCAGUCAUGGCAGAGCUGAGCCUGAGCCACGUGGCUGACCAGCUGAUUGGCAAUUCUAAGUUUGGAGGCAUUUCCAGUGGUGAGCGGCGCCGGGUCUCCAUCGCAGCCCAGCUUCUCCAGGACCCCAAGGUCAUGAUGUUUGAUGAGCCAACCACGGGCCUGGACUGCAUGACUGCGAACCAGAUUGUCGUCCUCCUGGAAGAGCUGGCCCGCAGAGACCGCAUCGUGAUCCUCACCAUCCACCAGCCUCGCUCCGAGCUCUUCCAACACUUUGACAAAAUUGCCAUCAUGACCUACGGGGAGUUGGUCUUCUGCGGCACGCCCGUGGAAAUGCUUGAAUUCUUCAAUAGCUGUGGUUACCCGUGUCCUGAACAUUCCAACCCUUUUGACUUCUAUAUGGACUUAACAUCAGUGGAUACUCAAAGCAAAGAACGAGAACUAGAAACCUACAAGCGAGUCCAGAUGCUCGAAUCUGCCUUCAAAAAAUCAGCAAUCUAUCACAAAACCUUGGAGAAUAUUGAGAGAAGAAAACACCUGAAAAGCUUACCCAUGUUUCCUUUCAAGACCAAAGACCCUCCGGGAACUCUCUGUAAACUGGGUGUUCUCUUGAGGAGGGUGACCAGAAACUUGUUGAGAAACAAGCAGGCAGUGACCAUGCGUCUAGCCCAGAACCUGAUCAUGGGUUUGUUUGUCAUCUUCUACCUUCUCCGUGUCCAGAACGACAUUCUAAAGGGUGCUAUGCAGGACCGUGUGGGAAUGCUGUACCAGUUUGUGGGCGCCACCCCGUACACAGGCAUGCUCAACGCUGUGAAUCUGUUUCCCGUGCUGCGUGCUGUCAGUGACCGCGAGAGUCAGGACGGCCUGUACCAGAGGUGGCACAUGCUGCUGGCCUACGCGCUCCACGUGCUUCCCUUCAGCGUCAUCGCCACGGUGAUCUUCAGCAGUGUGUGCUACUGGACUCUGGGCUUAUACCCCGAGGUUGCCAGAUUUGGGUACUUCUCUGCUGCUCUCUUGGCCCCCCACUUAAUCGGUGAAUUUCUAACUCUCGUGCUGCUCAGUAUGGUCCAAAACCCAAACAUCGUCAACAGUAUAGUGGCUCUGCUGAGCAUUGCUGGCCUGCUUGUGGGAUCCGGGUUUAUCAGAAAAAUAGAAGAAAUGCCUAUUCCUUUUAAAAUCUUCAGUUAUUUUACAUUCCAAAAAUAUUGUUGUGAGAUUCUUAUAGUCAAUGAGUUCUAUGGGCUGAAUUUCACUUGUGGUAGCUCAAACAACUCUAUACCCAAACAUCCACUGUGUUCCAUCACUCAAGGCAUUCAGUAUAUCGAGUCAACCUGCCCUGGUGCAACAUCCAGAUUCACAGCAAACUUUCUGAUUUUAUAUGCGUUCAUUCCAGUUCUUGUUGUUCUGGGAAUAGUUGUUUUUAAAAUACGGGAUCAUCUCAUUAGCAGAUAG